AUGACGGAGCGAUUGGCUUUGCUCCUAUCCUGCUGGCUGAUGGUUAUCGUGGGAUGCCUACGUACGACUGCCAGCGCCGAGCGCAGUCUUCUCCAGGCUUACCUCGAGACAUUUCCGCCUUACGGCUGCAACCGCGACCCGCAGCAGUCCCGCUUCCGCCUCGACCCGGUCUACACCGUCAGCGGCAACCGCGUGUGCAUGACUGCCCGCGUGGUGGACUGCGCCAAGCCGGGUUCGGACUGCUGUGACCCCAAGAUUGACUUUUACAAGAUCGAGCUGGACGUGAACAAGCAGUGCAAAGGCGCCGUGACGGGGUUCACGGUCAAUGGAAAACCGGCCCUGGCACCCACAUUCGACCCCUACGCCACCAACGAUACAAAGGCAGUAAUCAAGCUUACGGGCCUGAAUCUUGACCUGACGACUGCGGACGGCGCUGUGGUGUGCAUGACGCUGGGCGGCUCGUGUCCCUCCAUGGAGACACUCUGUGCGGAGGGCAACGGCUUCUGCAAGUAUGCCGUCGUGCAAAGUGGAACGUGUGAUUGCUGCCCCAUUCGGUCGCCGUUUCCAUUCUGCGCUUGCAAUCGCACCCUGCCUGGUCUGGUCCCCUUCACCUUCGACAAGACACCGUCGCUCAGCCUGAACGGAGGCAACCGCCGGUACUGCCUGACACUCCGUACAGUGCCGUGUGCGGACCCUAGCAGCCCCUGUUGCGGCCAGGCGCUCUCCAAAGUGGAGUGGUGGUCCAGGGAGAGCUGUCGAGGGUCCGUACGGGCCGUGUACCUGGACGGGAUCAAGAUAGACUCGCAGUGGGGCGUCAAUGGGACGUUCAAGAUUCCCCAGCUGAACAUGGCCCCCAGCUCGGUUCCCCUCCAGGGCCGGCAGGGAGGCCUGGGUGCCUGCACGUAUUCCAUGUUUUCGGAGGACAAGGAUUGCUGCCCGAUCGGCUCAUUCGUGACGCUUGGCAGGCGCCGAUAG
This is a messenger RNA of Volvox carteri f. nagariensis, 975 nucleotides long. RefSeq lists its product as uncharacterized. The coding region runs from base 1 to 975 and encodes 324 amino acids. Lineage: Eukaryota; Viridiplantae; Chlorophyta; Chlorophyceae; Chlamydomonadales; Volvocaceae. The record is from RefSeq and is a predicted model, not a curated record. The transcript is spliced from 6 exons.